Molecule: messenger RNA, 1629 nt
Organism: Uranotaenia lowii
Lineage: Eukaryota; Metazoa; Arthropoda; Insecta; Diptera; Culicidae
Gene: mEFTu1
Product: elongation factor Tu, mitochondrial
Exons: 3
Coding region: 134-1540 (468 amino acids)
Biological process (GO): mitochondrial translational elongation
Cellular component (GO): mitochondrion
Molecular function (GO): GTPase activity; translation elongation factor activity; GTP binding
Source: RefSeq, a predicted model, not a curated record
AUUCUGAGUGCACAACACCGCACUGAGAUCUUGCGCAAGAAGUUGUGAGAUUUUUCACUUGGCCUGGUUUUUAUUGAAUUUAACACGAAUUUGGCAUUAUAACAACUUAAAAAUCCUGUAAAAAUUUGCCGAAAUGUCUACUUACAUAGCGCUACGUGCUUUUCUCAGUCCUGUAGUCCGCAAGUCCCUGACUCAGAUUCUGUUCAAUAGUGGAGCUGUGCUGCGUUCCAGGGCUCCGGGAGCUGCACUUUGCCAGCAUUCCCUACAGAAAAGGUUCUACGCCGAGAAGCAGGUCUUCAAGCGUGAUAAGCCGCAUUGCAACGUAGGAACCAUUGGUCAUGUGGAUCAUGGAAAAACAACCCUGACGGCUGCUAUUACCAAGGUGCUGGCAGACAAAGAUCUCGCCGAGAGCAAGAAAUAUGCCGACAUUGACAAUGCCCCGGAAGAGAAGGCUCGCGGUAUCACCAUUAACGUUGCUCACAUUGAGUAUCAAACAGAAAACCGGCACUAUGGUCACACCGACUGUCCGGGACAUGCUGAUUAUAUUAAAAACAUGAUUACCGGUACGGCCCAAAUGGAUGGAGCCAUUCUGGUGGUGGCCGCCACGGACGGCGCUAUGCCCCAAACCAGAGAGCAUUUACUUCUAGCUAAACAGAUCGGCGUUAAUCACAUUGUUGUAUUCAUCAAUAAAGUGGACGCGGCUGACCAGGAAAUGGUCGACCUGGUGGAGAUGGAAAUCCGGGAACUGAUGUCCGAAAUGGGCUUUGAUGGGGACAACGUCCCGGUAAUUAAGGGCUCAGCUCUGUGUGCUCUGGAAGGAAAAAGUCCGGAAAUCGGAGCCGAUGCUGUUAUGAAGCUACUGGAGGAGGUUGACAAAUAUGUGCCGACCCCGACCCGUGACUUGGACAAACCCUUCCUCCUUCCGGUGGAGUCGGUUCACAGCAUUCCAGGACGUGGCACAGUAGUUACCGGUCGGUUGGAACGAGGAACCUUGAAGAAAGGACAGGAAUGCGAAUUCGUUGGAUACAAUAAGGUAUUCAAAUCCACUAUUACCGGAAUUGAAAUGUUCCACAAGAUUCUGGAGGAAGCCCAUGCCGGUGAUCAGCUGGGUGCUCUGAUCCGUGGCAUCAAGCGAGACGAUAUCAAGCGUGGUAUGGUGAUGUGCAAACCAGGUUCGGUCAAGGCCAACGAUAACUUCGAAGCGCAGGUGUACAUUUUGAGCAAGGAAGAGGGUGGCCGACACAAACCGUUCACCAGUUUCAUCCAGCUGCAGAUGUUCUCGCGUACCUGGGAUUGUGCUACCCAGGUGCAGAUACCUGGCAAGGAGAUGGUUAUGCCGGGAGAGGAUGCCACAUUGCAGUUGCGUUUGAUUCGGCCGAUGGUGCUGGAACAGGGUCAGCGAUUCACCCUUCGUGACGGUCACAUAACGCUGGGCACGGGUGUGGUUACAAAGGUGCUGAGCCCUCUGUCCGAAAAGGAGCGAUCGGCUUUGAUUGAAGGUAAGAAGGCCCGCGAGAAGGCUACUAGCGGUAAAGCUUAAGCUUGGAGGUGAAAUAAUCGUAUCUUUUAAAAUUAAUGAUAUAAGUCAUAUUAACUGUUAAAAUAAAAACGAUUGUAUUAUCGCCGAAA